Messenger RNA from Galleria mellonella (greater wax moth), 1381 nucleotides. It is a transcript of the gene BckdhB, whose product is annotated as 2-oxoisovalerate dehydrogenase subunit beta, mitochondrial. Gene Ontology annotation, molecular function: catalytic activity. The transcript has 8 exons. Bases 121 to 1227 code for a protein of 368 amino acids. Lineage: Eukaryota; Metazoa; Arthropoda; Insecta; Lepidoptera; Pyralidae. The record is from RefSeq and is a predicted model, not a curated record. Gene Ontology annotation, biological process: response to nutrient; branched-chain amino acid catabolic process.
ACAUUUUAUUACGUCAUACUCAAAUGUUAUCAGUGAAUCGAAACAAGCUAAUUACAAUUGCAGAUAAGAUGUAUUAUUUAAAUCAUCCGACGCUUUACGCAUCGCGGGCGGACAACAAAAAUGUCAAGUUUAGUCGUAAAAAGAUCUGUAUUACUAGCAAAAUUAAUAAAACAUGUAAAUUCGGAGGCAAAACGACUUAGUUCACACUUUGUUUACUUCCCUGACAAUGGAAAACCUGUGGAAGGUGAGACCACCAAAAUGAAUAUGAUGCAAGCCAUCAACAAUGCCAUGGAUCUUACCCUUAGGAGUGACCCCACCGCUGUGGUGUUUGGUGAGGAUGUCGCGUUUGGCGGUGUCUUCAGAUGUGCUCUAGGAUUACAGGAGAAAUAUGGCAAGGACAGGGUGUUCAACACUCCGCUGUGUGAACAGGGCAUCGCAGGAUUCGGCAUCGGUCUGGCCACGGCUGGAGCCACCGCUAUAGCCGAGAUUCAGUUUGCUGAUUACAUAUUCCCGGCUUUUGAUCAGCUGGUGAACGAGGCGGCGAAGGCCCGCUACCGGUCCGGCGGGCAGUUCCCGUGCGGCGCGCUGACGGUGCGAACGCCGUGCGGCGCGGUGGGCCACGGCGGCCUCUACCACUCGCAAAGCCCGGAGGCCUUCUUCGCGCACGUGCCCGGCCUCAAGGUCGUGGUGCCAAGAGGUCCGACCGCAGCCAAGGGUCUGCUGCUGUCCUGUAUACGCGAAAAGGACCCGUGCAUAUUCUUGGAACCCAAGAUCUUGUACCGGUCUGCAACCGAAGAUGUACCAGUUGAAGAUUACACACUGCCACUUGGCAAGGCACAGGUUUUGAGAGAAGGCGACGCAGCGACGCUGGUAGCGUGGGGCACCCAGGUCCACGUACUCCUCGAGGUGGCGCAAAAGGCCCACGAUGAGCUCGGCGUCAGCUGCGAAGUCAUAGAUCUGCAGUCCAUAUUGCCGUGGGACGAGGAGACUGUUUGCAAUUCAGUCAAGAAAACUGGUCGUUGUUUGAUAGCUCACGAAGCGCCCUUAACGUCAGGGUUCGGCGCCGAGGUGGCUGCCACUGUCCAGGAGGAGUGUUUCCUGCACUUGGAGGCUCCAAUUGGACGGGUGACUGGCUGGGACGCGCCGUUUCCACACGUCUUCGAGCCCUUCUACUUACCCACUGUCUCGCGUUGCUACGACGAACUCCGUCGUCUACUACAGUACUAACUACGCACCGCUCAUGUUAGCUUUGUACUAUAGGGAUCAAGAACACCUUUUUCCUUUGUAAUUAAGUCCCAGUAAAUACUUCUCCACUAUUACAACAUUAUAUAUGCAUUUAAUAUUAAUAGUUAUUUGUCAAAAUAAAGAUUAAUUCAAUAAA